This is a messenger RNA of Dermochelys coriacea (leatherback sea turtle), 2369 nucleotides long. RefSeq names its product RGP1 homolog, RAB6A GEF complex partner 1 (gene RGP1). Gene Ontology annotation, cellular component: Ric1-Rgp1 guanyl-nucleotide exchange factor complex; Golgi membrane. The record is from RefSeq and is a predicted model, not a curated record. The transcript has 9 exons. Gene Ontology annotation, biological process: retrograde transport, endosome to Golgi. The coding region runs from base 157 to 1320 and encodes 387 amino acids. Lineage: Eukaryota; Metazoa; Chordata; Testudines; Dermochelyidae.
GGGGCCCGCGUGGGGGGCAGGCGGCGUCCGCCGGGGCAGGGCUCGGGGGAGGCCCCGCGGCAGGAAGCCCGGGCUGCCAUUUUGGCCGAAGGCCCGCCCGGACGCCUGGGUCCCAGCCCGGCUGCCCGCGGAGGUGCAGGCAGCGCGGCCGGAGCCAUGAUCGAGGUUCUGGCCCAGCUAAGCCGCGGGCCCGUGUUCCUGGCCGGGGAGAUGCUGGAGUGUGGGAUCGUCUUCACCAACCCGCUCUCCGCCGCCUCCACCUCCACCAGCAGUGAGAUAUUGGCAUGGGCCAGCGCCCAGAUUCACUGCCAGUUUCAUGCCAGCGAGAACCGGGUGGCGCUGCCUCCCUCGGAUGACAGCAAACACGAUGUGCAGGCUGAGAAUGAGACAGUGUUUGUCCCCAACAGAGGAGAGCGGGGUCAGUGCAUCCUGUCUACACCCCCAAAGAUUCUCUUUUGUGACUUGCGCCUGGAUCCCGGAGAGUCGAAAUCCUACUCGUACUGCGAGACGCUGCCUGUGGACGGGCCGCCCUCCUUCCGGGGGCAGUCAGUGAAGUAUGUGUACAAGCUGACCAUCGGCUGCCAGCGGGUGAACUCUCCCAUCAAGCUGCUGCGGGUACCCUUCCGUGUGCUGGUGCUGCACGGGCUCAAAGAUUAUCAGUUCCCCCAGGACGAAGUGGUCGCCCCCUCAAACCCCUUCCUGGAGGAGGAGGAGGGGGUGAAAAAAGACUCCCGGCUGGCGGACCUGGCCACGGAGCUGCUGAUGGCAGCCACCUCCCGGCGCAGCCUACAUGUGUAUAAUAUCAGCAACACCCGGGGGAAGGUGGGCAAGUUCGGGAUCUUUAAGACUGUCUAUAAGAUUGGAGAAGACAUCCUCGGGACGUUUAACUUCUCGGAAGGGGACAUCCCCUGUCUGCAGUACUCGGUGAGCCUGCAGACAGAGGAGAGCAUCCAGGAGGAGUUCCAGCGGCGGCGUGGGCAGCCCAUCUCCUACAGCACACACGCCCGCCACCAGGAAUCCUGUCUGCAUACAGCCAGGAGCAGCUUCAGCCUCCCCGUCCCACUGAGCUCCACGCCUGGCUUCACCACCAAUAUCGUGUCUCUGAAGUGGAGGCUGCACUUUGAGUUCGUGACCUCCCGGGACUUGGGGGAGGCCCACACGGUCCCUGAGAAUCCAUCGGAAACCAUCACCUGGACUGGGGUGGAGCAAAUCGAAGUGGAUACCUUCAGCUGGGACCUGCCCAUCAAAGUCCUGCCGACCAAUCCUGUCCUGGCCUCCUAUGUGUCCCAGUUCUCCAGCACAAACUCCAUCACUAUCUGAGCUGGGGCAGGACCUAGGUGGGAGCCUGGGGCGCCAUUCAUGCCACCUGCUAGGGAUGCCUGGCAGCCCUGCUUGUGUGAGAGACAACGCUCUGUGCCCAGCACUAGCUGGCCUCUCCUUCCUGAGCUGCGUCUCUGGGUCGGGAGCCAGGCUCCUGGUCCCCUGGGCGUGCACAGGAACCCCAGUGCUCUCUGUAAGGGAGCUGACUAGCAGUGCGCGGCCUGGCUGCUUUCUCCCCAGUGUGGGGCCUUGUGCCCAGCCCAGGGAAGGGAGAAGGUUGCCCUUCCAGUGACUACCUGCACCAGUCUCCUAGGAAGCCCACGUCCAUUCCCGCUGGGAUCUCCCCCCCACCACGGGGAGGACCCCAUUUCCAGCUGACACAUGUCCAGUGCCCUCGCUGGGAGCGACAGCCCUCCAGCCUGUGACUGCCCUGGGACGUGUCCAUCCCGCAUGUGAACUGCAGUCCCCUCUGGUAGAGUCAGCCCCCGGCCUGGGACAACCCCAGCAGAGGGGAGGCAAGUGCCCUGCACGCCCAAGCUGAGCUCCUGCAUGUGACUGGCUUCUCCAGGGAGAGGCCAGGGUCCCACGGAGGCAGGGGCAGGUGCUGCUGCUCCAGGACCUUAGACCAAGGUGCAGGCAGGCUGCCAUCCCCACCUGAGCUGGGAGCAAGGAGAUCCUGGCCCGGAGGCUGCGUUCUUGGCCCUGCUCUCCCUAGGGCGGAUGAGUGCUGCCUCUUCUCUCCCUGCUUCUGGGCUGGGCCAGUCAGUGUAACUCCAUUGCUCGGGGAGUGAAAUCCCCCACUGCCCGCCGAGUGAUGCUGUCACACCCAUCUACCCCUGGGUGCUGGCAGCGCUGGGUCCCAUCGACCUGCACCCGGGGAGAGCCCCUCCCAUCAGGGCAGGCAGCAGCUUCACUGAAGUCCUGAGGCACCCAGUGCUGUGCUCAAAGUGCUGGGAUUGACUGGGGCCAGACCCGACCCCUCCAGGCUCCUGAGUUCUCUCCCCAGUGUCUGCUCUGUGUGUGCAAAUGAAUAAACACCUGAGUGCCCA